GCGUUUUCCAUCCGCAGGUGAUUCCAGUUCGGACGAUAUCCGGCUCCUACAACAGCAGGCGCUCUGGAGGCCGAUUGUGUAUUUGUCGGAGACAGAGGACUCGAGAGGAGAGUGGAGCCUUUCGGCUUGCGCUUUGUUCUGAGGGUUGCAGGUCGGUCCGUCUGUCUGUCCGUCUGCGUCUGCGUCUGCCUGUCUGUUUAUCUCUGAGUCCGGGCGUGCAUUGCAUGCCAUUGGUACCGAGGCGAUAGACAAAGGAAUGAACAUUGGUGGGUUUUCGAGUGAAUGAGGCGUGGCGUUGCGAGUUGAGGCGCAGGUGCGCGAAGUCUUUUAGUAGUCCCGAGCAAUCUCUCUUCCUGCCGGCGUCGUCGUCGAUGCGUGCUGAGCGUGGGAGGGCAAUGCGGAGGGAGGAAAAUUGACCUUGGUCGAUUCGGUUGGAGCAUCUUGCUGGCGAGUUUGAACUUCCGCUCGUUUCCCACUCGCGCGCGCCGUGUGUUGUAGAUUGAGUGUGCAGGAGGGCCGCAAGUCUUGUGUGGUGUUUGUGAGGGGCCAGUUCCAGUGAGAGGUUACACGGCAUUGUGUCUUCGAGUCGUCUUGUGCUCUGCGUCAGCUUUCAGCACGUUCGGAGGGCAAAGCGCCCUUGCAACUUCUCGACCUCAAAGGCCGCGCGUUCGAGGUCGGCGGAAUUGUUACUCGUAUCUCGCAUCGGCUCUCUGAUUUGCAACCCUUGGAUCUCAAUUGUGCGACCUAUUUAGAUCGACGCCGAUGGUACAGUCUGUCUUAGUGGAGGGCAUGUUAGAGGCUGGGCAUUUGUUACGGCAUUGCGUUGAUGCAAUUGAGAUAAAUCGACACUUUCAUACGUUCAAAAUCUGAAUGCCAGGAUUCAUCCGCAUGUGGGGUAGGCUGCCUGAUUUGCUUUCCGGGCCCUCGAAAGUGCCUUCACUUGUCUGAUUGAUAACACGGAACCGAUCGUUUGCAACGUGUUUUUGACAGUCGGCUCCUUUCUUCAUUCGUGAAGAUCCAGAAUCGAAGCCCUCUGAAGGAAUUUAAGGUUUCAUCAGCAGGUUCGUUCAACUCUCGAGAAGCAGAGUGGCGGUCUUGAAAUGGAGCGUUGAGAUAGGAUUUGGUAGAGGAGAAGUGUGCUGGUUGUGUGCCCGGUAAAGCAGCGUGCGGCUGGUGUUUUUGAAUAAUGUCAGACACACCCACACCGGACGUGAGUGCUCAAUAUGGAGUAAGUAAAAGGUCUUCACUGAGCUCCAAUGAUAGUACUCCUGUACAUCCCCGGGCAGCAGGAGUAUCUGGUAAUGAUGACGACUAUGACAGUGAUGGUGACUUUGCCUCAUCCAAGUCUCGUCACAGCUCUUAUAGCGGGGAAGCCAAUUCUCAGGGCUCUAAUGGCGUGGAGACCGAUGGAAUGAAGGAUGUCAGCAAUGGAGAUCCAAGAGUUAGCUCUAUCUCCACAACACUGGUUCCGGAGCUGGCUGGCGCUGCUUCCAUUUUGGAUAAGUUUCAGGUGGAAGCCUUCCUUAGAUUGAUGCAAAAGCAGUUGCAAGCAGGAGGAAAGCGAAGUUUCUUCGGGAAAAGAGCCGUGGCUCCCGCAGGCAAAGAAAAGUACACCGUGGAGGACAUGCUCUGUUUCCAACGAGAGCCAAUCCCUACAUCCCUUCUUAAAAUGAACAGCGACUUAAUGAGCCGGGCCGUGAAGCUCUUUGGAGUAGUGCUCAAGUACACUGGCGCUGAUGCCAGUGCUACUUCUACACCUCCUACAGCACAAGAGCAGAUUGAUCUCAUUCUUAAGAUUUACAAGCAUACUUUGAAACGACAAGAGCUCCGAGACGAGAUGUUUGCUCAGCUAUCUAAACAAACCCGCAACAACUCUGAUAAGCCAUCCCUGUUAAAGGCCUGGGAGUUAAUGUACUUGUGUGCGUCGGCCAUGCCACCCGGAAAGGAGUUGGGGGCAUACUUGUCAGAGUACGUUCACGAGGUUGCCAAUGCUGCCAGUGGGGAUCCAGAUGUUCAAGCCAUGGCUAAUAAUACCUGGAAUGCACUUAAGAGGUCUGUCAAAGGGGGUCCGAGGAGGAUCAGUCCAGCUCAAGAAGAAAUAGAGGCUUUGUUGGCAGGCCGUAAAUUAACCACUAUUGCUUUCUUUUUGGAUGAAACUUUCGAGGAGAUAUCCUACGACAUGACAACUACAAUUGCCGACGCUGUUGAGGAACUCGCAGGAAUUAUUAAGCUAACAUCCUAUAACACAUUCAGUUUGUUCGAAUGUCGCAAAGCCGUAACUGGAUCGAAAGCUAUUGACAAUGGAAAUGAGGAGCACAUCAGCUUGGAUGAUAAUAAGUAUGUUGGAGACAUCGUUGCUGAGUUUAAAGCAACUAAAGAACGCAACAAGGCGGAGGUGGUACAGUGCAAGCUGUUGUUCAAAAAGCGCCUCUUCCGAGAAUCUGACGAAGCUAUAACAGAACCAAUGUUUGUACAGCUGUCAUACGUUCAGUCACAACACGACUACAUGCUCGGAAAUUAUCCAGUUGGUCGGGACGAUGCAGCUCAAUUGGCAGCAUUGCAGAUCCUUGCCGAACUGGGCAAUGUGUCAAGUCCAGAGACUGGCAUGGACUGGUCUCAGCUGGUGGAUCGUGUCCUACCAAAGCAAGUGGCAGUUACUCGAGCGAAGCGUGACUGGGAACCCGACAUCCUAAAUCGCUAUCGAGCAAUGGCCCAUUUGUCGAAGGAUGACGCAAGGCAACAGCUCUUGCGCAUACUGCGAUCUCUUCCAUAUGGAAACUCUGUCUUUUUCAGUGUUCGCAAGAUCGAAGAUCCCAUUGGACUCCUUCCUGGGCGUAUCAUCCUGGGCAUCAACAAACGAGGGGUUCAUUUCUUCCGACCCGUACCGAAGGAAUAUCUUCACUCAGCCGAGCUGCGAGAUAUUAUGCAGUUUGGUAGCAGCAACACUGCCGUGUUUUUCAAAAUGAGAGUGGCUGGUGUGCUCCACAUCUUCCAAUUUGAAACGAAGCAGGGUGAAGAUAUAUGUGUAGCCUUGCAAACUCACAUCAAUGACGUCAUGUUGAGACGCUAUUCAAGGACCCGUAACAUUGCCAAUGGUUCUGUUCCAAAUGGACCGGAAGCAGCUGUUCCGAGUGCUAAGCCGCCUGGUAUUGAAGUUUACGAGAAGCAUGUACAAGAGAUUACCAAACUCCUUGAAGAGUCUCAAAAGAAAAUUGAUCAGUUGAUGGAAGAGCUGAGGACCAGGGAGAAAAAGGAGAAAGACAUGCUAGAAGAACUAGCCACGUUGAAGGAUAAACUCCGGGCAGAAGAACAGGCGCGAGCUGAGCUUUUGGAUGAGAAGGAGCAAAUUGUGCUCAAGCUGGCUGAAGCGGAGACAAACCUUCAGACCGCUAUGGCCGAGAAGGCAGAGAUUGCUGAAACAGGUGCAAGUGGUUUAGAAUCGGACAGUACUCCAACUAAAAGAGGAUCACGCCUUUCUUCGAUGUCUAGACGAGAUAGGGAUCUACCCCCUGCUGGUAAAGACCAGAGUGCGCACAUCCGUAGCCUUGAGAAUCAGGUGAAAGAACUUCGAAAUGAUUUAAGAAUGAAAACCGAGGAGCUGAGGAAAUCGGACCAACAGGCAAAAACUCUUGCCAAAGAAAAGCAGCUUCUUGAGCAGAAGAUCAUUCGUCUCGAGCAGAAUAAGACCAACGAGACCAAGGCGUUGGAGGAUAAGUUUGAACAGGAACGUCAUGAGCUCAGGGAUCGGCUUAGUGACAUGGAGAAGAAGCUUCAAGAGCGCACGCAACAGUUAGGCGAGGCAGAAUCAAUGUUGACUGCUAGGAGUGUGGAAUUUGAAGCCUUGACUGCAAGCAACAAGGAGCUCGACGAGCUCCGAGAGAUGAAGGAGGACAUUGACCGUAAGAACGAGCAGACAGCAGCCAUUGUUAAGAGACAAGCCGAUCAAAUUAUCGAGCUUGAGGGUCUUUACAAGGAGGAACAAGUACUGCGCAAGCGGUUUUUCAAUAUGAUGGAAGACAUGAAGGGUAAAAUCAGAGUUUACGCAAGGUGGAGGCCUCUUAGUGAUAAGGAGAUCAGGGAGAAACAGAAAACUAUUGUCCUUCGUCCUGAUGAAUUCACCAUCGAGCAUCCAUGGAAAGACGAAAGGAAGCAGCACCAAUUUGACCAUGUCUUUGACGAGACAACAACUCAAGAACAAAUUUUUGAGGAUACUAAGUAUCUGGUUCAAUCGGCUAUCGAUGGAUACAAUGUCUGCAUCUUUGCGUAUGGGCAGACAGGUUCUGGUAAAACCUUCACUAUUUAUGGCUCAGAUCAGAAUCCUGGUAUAACUCCCCGAGCAACUCGAGAGGUCUUCAAUAUUCUGAAGCGAGAUGCCAACAAAUUUUCCUUCUCCGUUAAGGUCUACAUGCUGGAGAUUUACCAAGAUUCUUUGGUGGAUCUUCUUGUCAAUGGAGGUGGAAAGAAUGGCGCUAAGCCGAGGAAACUUGAAAUCAAGAAAGACUCUAAGGGUAUGGUUGUGGUUGAAGGAGCGACCUUAAUUACAGUGGCUACAUUUGAAGAGUUAGAAACAAUUCUUCAAGAAGGCACCAAGAGGCGACAUGUGUCGGGAACGCACAUGAAUACCGAAAGUUCACGUUCACAUCUUAUUUUGUCCAUGAUAAUUGAGAGCACCAACCUCCAGACGCAGGUCCUCGUGAAGGGCAAGCUAAGUUUUGUCGAUUUAGCUGGAUCCGAGAGGGUCAAGAAAUCUGGUUCAAGUGGUGAGCAAUUGAAGGAGGCUCAGAGCAUCAACAAGUCCCUCUCUGCCUUGGGUGACGUUAUUAGUGCGCUGGCCACCGAAGAAGCUCACAUUCCGUAUCGUAACCACAAGCUGACUAUGCUAAUGAGCGAUUCUCUUGGAGGCAAUGCGAAGACACUCAUGUUCGUGAACAUAUCUCCAGCAGAAUCCAACAUUGAUGAAACAUACAACUCUCUUUGUUAUGCAACCCGAGUUCGGUCUAUCAUCAACGAUGCCAGUAAGAAUUUGACAACUAAGGAGAUCUUGAAGUUGAAGAAGCAAAUCACUUACUGGAAGGAACAGGCUGGAAAGAAGCCAGAGGAAGAUGAGCUCGAGGAAGUCUCACAGGAACGUGGCAACUCACAGGACCUUCCUCCAACGCGUGGUACCAAAACACCAGAGUGAAAGAACUGCUGCACGCCUUUAACAAUCCGUUGAAACUGCAUCUUCUUUCCUAGGAUGAGUACGCGGGUAGUGGUCAGGUUGCCAGGUGAUAGUCUGGGUGUUAAUAUUUGCCCUAUUGCAGGGCCCAAUUUUUUUUUCUGAUGUUGAUCAUGAAGCUAGUUGUUGAGAGCGAAAGUAUAGGGUCUAGUUAUAUUUAUAAAGAACGGCUUUCCUCUUCAAAUUCAGGAGGGCAGUCUCAAUCAGAUUGAGCUGUAUUUUAAAGGUUGUGAAGGGCAGGUAACCAUUGUCUCGCAAUUUUGUCAGUUGUAAGCAAUCUUUUCCCAUGUCUCUCCGCCUGAUGCUGUGGAAAUCGAAUCGAUCCAUUAUCUUUAAUGGCAUGUAAUUACACCAGCGCAAUAUAUGUAAAUGUUUUCCUCUUAACAUGGUUGGGUGAAAAC
Molecule: messenger RNA, 5619 nt
Organism: Marchantia polymorpha subsp. ruderalis
Lineage: Eukaryota; Viridiplantae; Streptophyta; Marchantiopsida; Marchantiales; Marchantiaceae
Source: the annotation of a GenBank genome assembly